Limulus polyphemus (Atlantic horseshoe crab) is the source of this 1110-nucleotide messenger RNA. Its product is annotated as basic proline-rich protein-like. Gene Ontology annotation, cellular component: extracellular region. The record is from RefSeq and is a predicted model, not a curated record. Gene Ontology annotation, molecular function: chitin binding. The transcript has a single exon. The annotation marks the transcript as partial. Lineage: Eukaryota; Metazoa; Arthropoda; Merostomata; Xiphosura; Limulidae.
AUACAAUUACCAACAGUUUCCGAAAAUGAGAAUCCGAUUUCUGAAGGAGAGGAACCGCCAGAAACUCCAGAAGUGAUUGCAUUGGGUCUUCCAUCUUGGGCUAGCCUUAUCAUUUACCCCAUUGACAUAACAUUCUCUUGUUAUGGUCGACCCUAUGGUUACUAUGCUGACUACAAGAAUCAGUGUCAGAUCUACCACGUUUGCCAACCAGUCACAGAUAGUGCUGGCAAUGUAAUGAGAUAUUUGAAGUACAGUUUUGUCUGUCCCAAUCAAACAGUAUUCGACCAAAGUAGUUUGGUGUGCACUCAUCCCUCUCCAGAAGUGCAAUGCAAUAAGCUUCCUUCACCUAUUAUCCCAGGCCCUAUCCCUGUUGGACCCUAUCCUGGUCCUAAACCAGGACCUAUUCCUGUUGGUCCCCAUCCUGGUCCUAAACCAGGGCCUUCUCCAGUUGGUCCACAACCUGGUCCUUCUCCAAUUGGUCCCCAACCAGGUCCUUAUCCUGUUGGUCCCCAACCAGGUCCUUCUCCAGUUGGUCCCUAUCCUGGUCCUUCUCCAGUUGGUCCUUACCCUGGCCCUUACCCUGGUCCUUACCCUGGCCCUUACCCUGGUCCUUCUCCAGUUGGUCCCUAUCCUGGUCCUUCUCCUGUUGGCCCACAACCAGGUCCUUCUCCAGUUGGUCCCUAUCCUGGUCCUUCACCUGUUGGCCCCUAUCCCGGCCCUUUUCCAGUUGGUCCCUAUCCCGGUCCUAAUCCAGUUGGCCCCUAUCCUGGUCCUUCACCUGUUGGCCCUUAUCCUGGUCCUAAUCCAGUUGGCCCCUAUCCUGGUCCUUCUCCUGUUAUUCCCCAACCUGGUCCUCAGCCAGGUCCUACUCCUGUUAUUCCCCAACCUGGUCCUCAGCCAGGUCCUACUCCUGUUGACCCCCAACCUGGUCCAAAUCCUGUUAUCCCUGUCAAUCCUCCACCAUGUGCACUUUCUCCUGAUGGUACUUCUCCAAUUCCUUGUAGAUACCCAAUGCCCACUAAACCAUGUGAUCUUGUGUCUAUUCUUAACUCUUCAUGCAGUUUCUUCCGUAAAUAUUAUGAAGAACAUCACAAGGGAAACUCUUGGUGA